AUGUUUUUUUAUCUAUCUAUCUAUCUAUCUAUCUAUCUAUCUAUCUAUCUAAGUCUUGUCAUUAGCUAUCUAUCUAUAAGACAUAAAUUUGAAAGAAAUGUUUAUAAAAAAUUACAAAACUUACAUAAUAUCGAUGUUAAGGCAAUUAAUUACGUAAUUAUCUAUCUAUCUAUCUAUCUAUCUAUCUAUCUAUCUAUCUAUCUAUCUAUCUCGGUUCAUAUGUGUGUCUAUCACAGUCUAUACUUAUCUAUCUAUCUAUCUAUCUAUCUAUCUGUAUAUAUAAAUAUAAGAGCGACGGCCCGCGAAGCAAUGUUUCAAUAUGAACUGAAACGUUCUUCUUCCCUUAUCGCCCCCGUUCGCAUCGUCACACUUCACUCUAACCCUUGCUCUCCUCCACCUUGCUCUCCCUACCUAUUCACCUUGCUCUCCUCUAUCUUACUCUCCUUACAUAUUCGCCUUACUCUCCUCCACACUUUCUCUCUUAAAUUUGCAAAAGAUUGCUUCCUAACGAGUGUCGAGAGACUGUUUGCGCAUCCAUUUUUUUUUCUUAUUUCCGCCUGUUUUCUUCGUUUUUUUCUUUUCGUCUUUCUAGCUGAGAGUAUUUUCCUUAUUGUUUCGCACGUAUUACUUUUUUUAUGUCUUGUUUUGUAUAUAUUUCUUCUUUUUCUUUUCUCUUCUCGCCUUGUUCUUUCCCUCAUUUUUUUUCUUUUCCUAAGCUGUUCUUUUUUGUUCACAUAUUUUUUUUUCAUUUUUUCUUUCUUUGAAUAUUUGUCUUUGCAUUCCUUUUUCUUCUUUUUCAUUUUGUUCAAACAUUUUCCAUUUUCUUAUUCUUUUUUUUUUACAUUUUUCUUUCCUCACAUAUUUUCUUCAUUUUCUUUCUUCCUUAUCCAAUUACGAUCUUUUCUUUCUUUCUUUCUUUCUUUCUUUCUUUCUUUCUUAGACUUUCACACAUUCUUUAGACUUUCUUCUUUUCUUUCAUUCUCGCUUCAUAUAUAUUAUGUUUUUCUUUCUUUCUUUCUUUCUUUCUUUCUUUCUUUCUUUCUUUCUUUUAGAGUUGCUGCCGUUCUAUCUCUUUUUCUGUUGUUCUUUCUUCCUAAAUUCCUAUCUGUUUCAGUUUUCUAUUCCAUCUUUCUUUCUUUCUUUUUUGAAUACUUUUUUUUAGUACGAAUCGUGCUGCCCUUUUUUGCUGGAGUUUAUUCAUUUCGUAUUAAGCUUUCGUUUUCUUUCUUCCGUUCGUUCUUCUUGAACUUAUUUUAUUUUAUUUAUUUUAUUCUGUCGUUGCUCACCCAACCCCUAACACCUCCACCGAGUAUCUCCCACUCAUCACCUUACGACUUUCCAUUCUGCCAAUGGCGAAAUGACGAGAUUCUUUGA
Messenger RNA from Acanthosepion pharaonis, 1374 nucleotides. The record is from the annotation of a GenBank genome assembly. NCBI's taxonomy places the organism in Eukaryota, Metazoa, Mollusca, Cephalopoda, Sepiida, Sepiidae.